Messenger RNA from Telopea speciosissima, 2336 nucleotides. RefSeq names its product probable beta-D-xylosidase 2. Gene Ontology annotation, biological process: xylan catabolic process; arabinan catabolic process. Bases 1 to 2331 code for a protein of 776 amino acids. Gene Ontology annotation, molecular function: alpha-L-arabinofuranosidase activity; xylan 1,4-beta-xylosidase activity. The record is from RefSeq and is a predicted model, not a curated record. The transcript has 5 exons. Lineage: Eukaryota; Viridiplantae; Streptophyta; Magnoliopsida; Proteales; Proteaceae. Gene Ontology annotation, cellular component: plant-type cell wall.
AUGAGUUCCAUCUCUCUUAUCUUCUCUGUGUUUCUUCUCUUUCUUAUUCUCUCGGUUUCUUCACGCACAGGAGAAGCACGUCCUUCCUUCGCCUGUGAUCCACAAAAUACAAACACCAAGACCCUACCUUUCUGUAAGGCGUCUCUACCGAUACCAAACAGGGUGAGAGACCUCAUCGGACGGCUGACAUUGCAGGAGAAGAUCCGUCUCCUCGUUAAUAACGCGGCCCCAGUGCCGAGACUUGGUAUCAGUGGUUACGAGUGGUGGUCGGAAGCUCUUCACGGGGUCUCCAACACAGGUCCCGGUGUUAAAUUUGGUGGUAAAUUCCCUGGCGCCACUAGUUUCCCACAAGUCAUCACCACCGCUGCCUCCUUCAAUUCUUCCUUAUGGGAACUAAUCGGACGGGUGGUGUCCGAUGAAGCAAGGGCCAUGUACAAUGGAGGAUCGGCGGGUCUCACAUACUGGAGCCCAAACGUGAACAUAUUCAGGGACCCUAGGUGGGGCCGGGGCCAGGAGACUCCUGGUGAAGAUCCUGUUUUAGCCUCCAGGUAUGCUGCUAGCUACGUCAGAGGACUCCAACAGCCCCACGGUAGAGACGGUAACAGGUUAAAGGUCGCAGCGUGCUGCAAGCACUACACAGCCUACGACAUGGACAACUGGAAUGGUGUCGAUCGUUUCCAUUUCAAUGCAAAGGUUAGCAAGCAAGAUUUGGAGGAUACAUUUGAUGUGCCAUUCAGGGCAUGUGUGGUGGAUGGGAAUGUGGCGAGUGUGAUGUGCUCUUACAAUCAGGUUAACGGAAAACCUACCUGCGCCGACCCCAACCUCCUCCGCAACACCAUACGUGGUGAAUGGCGCCUUAACGGGUACAUCGUUUCAGACUGUGAUUCUGUUGGGGUUUUUUACGAUACCCAACACUACACUGCAACACCUGAAGAUGCAGCUGCGAUCGCCAUUAAAUCAGGCCUAGAUUUGGACUGUGGACCUUUCCUUGCAGUCCACACAGAGCAAGCCGUGAAGACAGGGAAGCUGAGCGAGUUGGAUGUGAACGGUGCCUUGAUUAACACCCUAACCGUUCAGAUGAGAUUGGGCAUGUAUGAUGGAGAGCCAUCGGCACAGCCAUUUGGGCAUUUGGGCCCACGGGCAGUAUGUACCCCGGCCCAUCAACAGCUUGCCCUCGAGGCCGCCCGACAAGGCAUUGUCCUAUUGAAGAACCGUGGGACAUCCUUGCCUCUCUCACGUCUUCGCCACCGUACGAUCGCCGUGAUCGGGCCCAACUCUGACGUCACGGUCACCAUGAUAGGGAACUAUGCGGGUGUACCAUGUGGGUACACAACUCCGCUGCAGGGGAUCGGGAGAUACGCUAAGACCAACCAUCAACCGGGAUGUAGCGACGUCGCAUGCAGCGGCGGCCAGCUAUUCGGUGCGGCAGUGAACGCUGCUCGUCAAGCGGAUGCGACGGUGCUUUUGAUGGGUCUGGAUCAAUCCAUCGAGGCUGAGUUCAAGGAUCGGGUUGGGCUACUCUUACCGGGACGCCAGCAAGAGCUCGUUUCCAUGGUGGCCAGGGCUUCCAAGGGUCCCACUAUACUGGUAUUGAUGAGCGGUGGGCCCAUCGAUGUUUCAUUUGCUCAGAAUGAUCCACGUAUCUCUGCUAUUCUCUGGGUUGGGUACCCUGGCCAAGCGGGAGGGACAGCCAUUGCUGAUGUGGUUUUCGGAACAACUAAUCCAGGAGGAAAGCUACCCAUGACGUGGUAUCCGCAAGACUACGUGGCCAAGCUGCCCAUGACGACCAUGGCCAUGCGGUCCAACCCGGCCACCGGUUACCCAGGGAGGACCUACAGGUUCUAUAAGGGCCCUGUUGUAUACCCCUUUGGGCAUGGACUGAGUUACACCCAUUUCGUACACACCAUUGCCGCCGAUGCUCCAAAAGUAGUCUCAGUUCCUCUCGGCGGUGGACAUUCUGGCCGGAACACCACUUUCUCAGGGAACUCAGUAAGGAUUAAACACGCUAAAUGCAAUAGGCUCUCAGUUGGGUUACAAGUCGAGGUAAAGAACACUGGCUCCAUGGAUGGAACUCACACUCUACUUGUUUACUCGGAGUCGCCGGCCGGAAACUGGGCACCUCACAAACAGUUGGUGGCAUUUGAGAAGGUGCAAGUUCCGGCGGGUUCUAAACAGCGAGUUGGGAUCAACAUACAUGUCUGCAAGUAUCUCAGUGUUGUGGACAAGAAUGGAAUUAGAAGAAUUCCCAUGGGUAAACAUAACCUUCAUAUUGGUAAUGUUAAGCAUCCCUUCUCUCUCCAAGCUUUGCCUCUUGGGGAGAUCAAAUCAUAGUACAC